UAUAUUGGACCAAGAAAGAAAAAAAAUCCGCUUCCCGAGUCCCGCCCCUAAAGUGCCCUAGAAGUAGUUGAGAGUAAUAGUUAUUAACUUGUCUUAUGUUCUUUGGCCUAAUAGUGUUCUGUGCUUAGACGUUACCGCGUUAAGUGUUAUAUUGUCUGGGCUUAAACACUCUAUAACAAUGUCGAGUACUUCACAAAAACAUAGGAACUUCGUUGCGGAGCCUAUGGGAGAAAAGCCAGUAACAGAUCUAGCAGGUGUUGGAGAAGUUUUAGGUAAAAGGUUGGAGACAGCUGGGUUUGACAAGGCCUACGUUGUUUUGGGUCAAUUUUUAGUCUUAAAAAAAGACCGUGAGCUUUUUCAAGAAUGGAUGAAAGAAACCUGUAGUGCUAACUCAAAACAAUCUGCUGAUUGCUACCAAUGUUUGAAGGACUGGUGUGACGAAUUUUUGUAGGUUAUGGAUAGUGUUGUGUAUGUAUGUUAUGAUGAUUUAUAGUGUAAUGGGUGUUCACAUUGAACAUGACUGACAUAACCAAUAGUGCCUGCAUAUCUUCACUCAUCUAUAAUACAGCUUAUAAAAAACCUUUUUUACUCCAAUAAUGUCAUGGUUCAAAAUUGUGGUUUGAUAUCACUAAUGAAACAUCAACCUAUAUACUCGAAUUGUUAUAGCUAUAGUUAAUAAACAUUUAAUUAAAAAAAUUAAAUUAUAUUAAGGACAUAGUUCCUGAAAAACAUUCCAAGACACAAACAUCACAUUUUCAGGAAUUCAUGUUUAAAGUAAAUAAAUAUCAGUGUAUUCCAUUCAUGUGGGUUGGGCUACUAAGUCAUGAUGUCAUUUAACGAGUGACAGUAGGGCUGAAAUUUUUCAUCAGUCCGUUAAUAUGAAUCAUGUGACCAAUUAUGUGUUCCUAACCCAAUUUCAACAUGAUUGUGGUUCGGAGUGUUUUUCUGGAAUUCUGUCCAAAAAUGCUCUGCUAUCACUACAUCUCUUUAAGUAGAUUUUGAAUCUGCCUAUGACUUUCAUUAUUGAAUGAACCAUACACAAACCAUCAUGCCUGUUGGUGAGUGAACAUUGACUGUGUAAUGUGACAUUUACCCUAUUCUCUGUACAGCUCAAUCUAAUGAUAUUCAUAUCAAAUACAGUGUAUUACUCCAUUAACAUUAUGUAUCUAAGUUAAUAUAAAAAUGUGAAAUCCACCUCAAUAGAACAUUUUCUAUUUUUAUGUUGUCACUUUUAUUAUAAGAAUGUCCUUUGAAAUAUGUGAAUUAUAUACAAUAUUAAAGUUUA
Molecule: messenger RNA, 1285 nt
Organism: Leptidea sinapis
Lineage: Eukaryota; Metazoa; Arthropoda; Insecta; Lepidoptera; Pieridae
Gene: baf
Product: barrier-to-autointegration factor
Exons: 3
Coding region: 179-451 (90 amino acids)
Molecular function (GO): DNA binding
Source: RefSeq, a predicted model, not a curated record